AUGUACAGAUUGUUACUCUGUAUUAAUUAUUACAGUGAUGAGUCCAACAAUGUAUACUACUUGAGCACCAGCACCGGCAACAACACUUCCCAGUUCACCGUAACCAACUUGACAAGUCCAGGUGCUCACGAGACUGAGCAAACAGGACUACUACCUAGUUAUUACAUCGCUUCAAUCGUGGUAAAUCGGGCUCACAUUAACCGUAUUAUAACACAAAGUGUUGCCACAAAUGAAACCGAUUACAGUAUAGACUUUCCCGACUUUGGUCCCGACCACGAGAGCACCGGCGAUACCAUUACCUCAGCCUAUGUGGAGGUAUCGGUGGACAACGAGGUCAAGGGUCGUACGCCCGACCGGUCCAACACGUGGGAACCCGUCUGGGAUUAUAAGGCGGCCGAUGGCGUCAAUGUGACCAUUGAUAGUGUUGUUGAGCUAACCCUAUACUACUCUAUGGGCCCGAUGUCUGAGCAAAUUGACCACGUGAUUGUGCCCGUACGCCAAUUAGUGAUCAGGGGCUCAAAUGGCCGCUCAGAGAGGGGUAGGUUUGUGGGAGGGUGGCUCAUGUUUACAGUGAGCUUGCGCGAGCCUAAUAGUGCCGGACAGGCAUUAUCGCAGACUGAGCUCGAGCACGUACAGAAGCUAGCGGUGGGCUCUAUCGGGUCAAUUCAAUUUGGCCAAAAGCUAGGCGCGGGUAAAUUUGGCACGGUAUGGCAAGUGACGGGCACCGACCGGUUAAGCCGCACACGGCAUAUGGCGUGCAAAGUGAAUUGUUUUGACGGCCGCAAACCGCCACCGCCAAGGAGGGGCUCCAGCGGCAGCCCCGGUAUUCAAACAUUGUCCAAACGGUGCACAUCGCGGACAUACCCGACCGGAGCAAAGACUCGCUCACGCAUUGCUUGUUCACCGAGUUGUGCUCCGGGUGUCUAUACGACGAGGUCUUCGCAUAUAACAAAGACAGAGAUAUGCCUGAGGCACAUGAAAAAGUUCAAUAAUGUACAGUGCAAUCUCUCCAUAAGAAACGGGAAGAUGCAUAGCCAAAGUUCGAAGAUUGAUGUUGUGAACAGAACGGGUUUUGGCAUUCAGUUCAUACCAUCGAUCUCUUCAUAA
Molecule: messenger RNA, 1107 nt
Organism: Medioppia subpectinata
Lineage: Eukaryota; Metazoa; Arthropoda; Arachnida; Sarcoptiformes; Oppiidae
Source: the annotation of a GenBank genome assembly